Mandrillus leucophaeus (drill) is the source of this 2084-nucleotide messenger RNA. It is a transcript of the gene GALT, whose product is annotated as galactose-1-phosphate uridylyltransferase. Gene Ontology annotation, molecular function: UDP-glucose:hexose-1-phosphate uridylyltransferase activity; zinc ion binding. The coding region runs from base 1134 to 1946 and encodes 270 amino acids. Gene Ontology annotation, cellular component: cytoplasm. NCBI's taxonomy places the organism in Eukaryota, Metazoa, Chordata, Mammalia, Primates, Cercopithecidae. The transcript is spliced from 8 exons. The record is from RefSeq and is a predicted model, not a curated record. Gene Ontology annotation, biological process: beta-D-galactose catabolic process via UDP-galactose, Leloir pathway.
GAGAGAGAGAGGAAGAAGCAGAGCAAGAGUGAGAGAAAGAAAGGCAAUAUGGUUACUCAGCCCUUUUUCCGAAAUCUGUUUCUGCUUUUAGGGAUAGGAUAUGGAUAUAGUACUCCACACAGCCUCACCAAGUUCGCCUCUCCUCCACUACAGCCACUGAGCAGGUGACUGAGGCACUGUUGAUCCAGGGUCAUAUCCUUACUCGCCCUAGAAUGUAAGCUCAGGCAGGGCAGAGGCCAUGCCUGACUUGCGCAGCCCAAUGCUUCACACAGCCUAGGUGUCUAGCACAUGGUAGAUGCUCGGUAAAUAUUUGUUGAAUGGAAGAUCAAAUGAAUGAUUGCAGCAAGCAAGUCUUGUAGGCGUCCUGGAGCCCAAGGAUUCUGCAGUAGGCAGCUUUCACAGAGGUUCUUCCAGUGUAGUGGCUCCAGGUCUGGGUGGAGUGGGAUCAUCAAUGUCGGCCCCCAGGGUUCACAGCUGUUCUGAACCCCGCCCCCAGGUGGCAGGGCAGCCGUCAGUCACGUGCUGGCGGCUGGCCAAUCAUCGGGGGCGGCGCGGGGAGGGGCGGUGUAGACGGAGAAAGUGAAGGGUGAGGCACUUCCCUGUAGAUUUUCCAGCGGAUCCCCGGUGGCCUCAUGUCGCGCAGCGGAACCGAUCCUGAGCAGCGCCAGCAGGCGCCAGAGGCGGACGCCGCAGCAGCAACCUUCCGGGCAAGCGGUAACUGCACCGCGGCAGGGACUCCCUGGGGCGCGGAGCCGAGCCCUCCCCUUCUUUAGGAAGCUCUCGCCCCCACCUAAGGUUGGAACGCUCAUCCCGAGCCAGACCGACAAGGCAUACAGUCGCCUGUGUACGAGCUGCAGGCCAAUUGGCGUUGGGAAGGUCCAAUCCUGGGCCUCUAGCUCCUGAGCGGGACGGGGCGGAGAGGACGCUUCCGAGCUUGGGCCUGCUGGUGGGUGAGACCCAGGAGAGAGGGAGCUAGAGAGCUCUGAGGACUGAUCUUAACUGUCUGCCCCUAGACCAUCAGCAUAUACGCUACAACCCGCUGCAGGAUGAGUGGGUGCUGGUGUCAGCUCACCGCAUGAAGCGGCCCUGGCAGGGUCAAGUGGAGCCCCAGCUUCUGAAGACAGUGCCCCGCCAUGACCCCCUCAACCCUCUGUGUCCCGGGGCCACCCGAGCCAAUGGAGAGUAAGGUCAUGUGCUUCCACCCCUGGUCGGAUGUAACGCUGCCACUCAUGUCGGUCCCUGAGAUCCGGGCUGUUGUUGAUGCAUGGGCCUCAGUCACAGAGGAGCUGGGUGCCCAGUACCCUUGGGUGCAGAUCUUUGAAAACAAAGGUGCCAUGAUGGGCUGUUCCAACCCCCAUCCCCACUGCCAGGUGUGGGCCAGCAGUUUCCUGCCAGAUAUUGCCCAGCGUGAGGAGCGAUCUCAGCAGACCUAUAAGAGUCAGCACGGAGAGCCCCUGCUAAUGGAGUAUAGCCGCCAGGAGCUACUCAGGAAGGAACGUCUGGUCCUAACCAGUGAGCACUGGUUAGUACUGGUCCCCUUCUGGGCAACAUGGCCCUACCAGACACUGCUGCUGCCCCGUCGGCAUGUGCAGCGGCUACCUGAGCUGACCCCUGCUGAGCGUGAUGAUCUAGCCUCCAUCAUGAAGAAGCUCUUGACCAAGUACGACAACCUCUUUGAGACGUCCUUUCCCUACUCCAUGGGCUGGCAUGGGGCUCCCACAGGAUCCGAGGCCGGGGCCAACUGGGACCACUGGCAGCUGCACGCUCAUUACUACCCUCCGCUCCUGCGCUCUGCCACUGUCCGGAAAUUCAUGGUUGGCUACGAAAUGCUUGCUCAGGCUCAGAGGGACCUCACCCCUGAGCAGGCUGCGGAGAGACUAAGGGCACUUCCUGAUGUUCAUUACAGCCUGGGGCAGAAGGACAGGGAGACAGCAACCAUCGCCUGACCAUGCCGACCACAGGGCCUUGAGUCCUUUUUUUUUUUUUUUCAACAGUCUUGCUGAAUUAAGCAGAAAGGGCCUUGAAUCCUGGCCUGGAAUUUGGGCAGAUAUAGCAUUAAUAAAACUGUGCAUCUCAAACUUUAA